AUGUUGAGAGAGCUCUUUAACAAGCACGCUGCGACACUCUGUUGUCGCAAGGACUCAAACUGGCCUAACCUAGUCCAUCACGAUCUCCCAUCGUCAAAACCGUCAUUCCAACUCAUCUAUUUACCGCACCCAUAUCACCCCACGAUACAACACGCUGCAAACACUUCAGUAGCUGUCAGCAACUCAUCCAGAGAUACCUUCUGCGGUUCUCUGGUCCAGUAUGAGGGUCGCACAGCCACCAUCGGCCUGACAAUUAUCGUAGAUGGCAUAAGCCACAUGAUGACUGUCGACCAUCUCUUCAAUAACAGCAUGGGAGAUAAAAAUUCGCUUUUCACUAGUGGUGAUGAGCCAGUUUAUCGCAGCAGCCGCCCUAGCGGGGAGUCAACAAGUGCGCUUCAGGACACUUCUGUCAUUCCACCAAAUCAUCCAGAUCAGGAAAAACAGACUUUGGACUUUGGUCAUAGCAGAGCGCAUGAGAGUGCAGCAGAGGAUAACCUCAAUGCGUCGCACAGGAAGGAAAUUCCUCAGUCUCGUCUUGCCGAGUGCUUGGUGGGCCAACCCGUUCCUUUCCCACAUACGCUGGAUCCGCCAGCAUCAUACCUGGACUGGGCAUUCGUCGAGUUGAACGACUCUUCAGCGAGCUUCCAACUACCUAACAUCGUCACCCUAGACUCUAUUUCAAGCCCCGUACUCCUUCACCAAGUGUCGAAACAACUGCCGUCUCAUACCACCUCGGUGUACAUGAUUUCGGGGAUAAAUGGCACAAGAAAGGGCCGUCUAUUUAGUGGCCUCAAUUCUGAUCAAGGUCUCGAGCCAGGAGAGUGCGGCUCAAUCAUUAUUGACCAGGCUACUUUCGAUAUAUAUGGUCAUGUUGUCGGAUCAAACAUUAUCGGUGAUAUUUUCGUUGUUCCACUUUCGGACACUAUUGAACAAGUCCGAGUUGCUUUCAAUGCAACCACUGUGAUCCUUCCCUCACAGAACCUUAUCCUGCCAUCUUACAACAUAUCUGAAGAUACCAUUGCUACUCAGUUCACCUUCAAGGUUUACAGAACGUAG
Molecule: messenger RNA, 1056 nt
Organism: Fusarium proliferatum ET1
Lineage: Eukaryota; Fungi; Ascomycota; Sordariomycetes; Hypocreales; Nectriaceae
Exons: 4
Coding region: 1-1056 (351 amino acids)
Source: RefSeq, a predicted model, not a curated record